Molecule: messenger RNA, 1974 nt
Organism: Oryza sativa Japonica Group (Japanese rice)
Lineage: Eukaryota; Viridiplantae; Streptophyta; Magnoliopsida; Poales; Poaceae
Source: RefSeq, a predicted model, not a curated record
AUUUAGCAGCGCACGCGCACGCACACGAACGCGCCGUGCAGCAUCAGCAGGCAGCAGCAGCAGCUUCCUCCUCCUCCUCCUCAUCUUCACCGACGACACCGCACGCUCCGCUUGCUCGUCUCGCCGGCGCCAUGUCGUACAACCAUUCGCCGUCCAUCACCGCAGAGACCAUAAACCAGAAGGUCAGGAUCUUCACCUACGAGCCAUGUGGGGAGAUUGUCCGCCACGCACGGCGGUUAGAGAAGGAGAUAUACGAAAAUCCAGGCUCUCUCCCUUUUCAAGAGAUAAUAUACUGCAAUCUUGGGAACCCUCAGGCUCUUGGCCAACGACCAAUCAAUUUCUUUCGCGAGGUUCUUUCUCUGUGUGACAAUCCAUCUCUCAUAGACAGAGACGAAGCUCGUGCAUUAUUCAGGUUGGACCAAAUAGACAAACAUCCAUGUGCGCUAAAACGAGCCAGGAAGAUUAUUGAAUCACUUCCAGGCAGAGAUUCUGGUUCCUAUACUAGUAGUCAGGGAGUCAGAGGUUUGCGUGAAGCAGUUGCUGAUGGAAUAGCUGCCAGAGAUGGUUUUCCAUCAAAACCAGAUAACAUUUUUCUGACAGAUGGAGCAAGUUCAGCAAUCAACAUGAUGAUGCAAAUACUCAUCAGGUCCCAUGAAGAUGGCAUUUUGUGCCCGCUGCCUGAAUAUCCCUUAUACUCUGCUUCUAUUAUUCUUCAUGGUGGAACAAUGGUACCGUAUAAUCUUACUGAAGACAGUAUUUGGGGGCUUGAGAUUUUCGAAGUCAAGAGGUGUUUAGAGGACGCCCGUGCAUCGGGUUUGACUAUUAGAGCUAUGGUGGUCAUAAAUCCCGGCAAUCCUACUGGCCAGGUACUGUCUAUAACCAACCAGGAGGAGAUUGUGGAAUUCUGUAGGAAAGAAGGGUUGGUUAUUCUUGCUGAUGAGGUAUACCAAGAAAAUGUCUAUACAGAGAAUAAGAGGUUCAAUUCCUUCAAAAAGGUGGCCAGAUCACUUGGUUAUGAUCACCAUGACCUCUCUAUAGUGUCAUUUCACUCGGUCUCUAUGGGAUACUAUGGAGAAUGUGGUAGAAGGGGAGGCUACAUGGAGAUUUGUGGUUUUGGAGAUGAUGUGAUCGAUGAGAUGUACAAGUUGGCUUCUCUAACUAUUUGUCCCAACAUAGCUGGCCAAAUCCUUAUCAGCCUUGUUAUGGAUCCACCUAAGCUAGGGGAUGAGGCUUUUGAGAUUUUCAUGGUCGAGAAGGAAGAGACUUAUUCAUCUCUACUCAAGCGCGCAAAGGCUUUGCAGAAAGCGUUCAACGGUUUGGAAGGCGUGUCGUGUAACAAGUUCGAGGGAGCCAUGUACCUCUUCCCACGGCUGCGCCUGCCACAGGCGGCGAUCAAAGCGGCGCAGCUGGAGGGCGUCUCCCCCGACGUGUUCUACGCGCACCGCCUGCUCGACGCCACGGGGAUCGCCGUCGUCCCAGGCUCUGGAUUUCACCCAGUCUCCGGGACAUCGCACAUCCGGUGCACCAUCCUCCCCGGCGAGGAGACGAUCACGGCGAUGGUUCCCAGCCUCCAGGCGUUCCAUGAGGCGUUCAUGGACGAGUUUCGCGGCUGAUCGAUUGAGCUUCGUGAAGCAACAGAAUUUGGCAGAUCACAAGAUCGGCAGCUGUGCCAUGCCUUGAGUUACACAGGAGAUACAGCUAGCGGAGCUGUUGCUUGUCGUCUGGCUUGCUUAGCUUCCUGUUUGUGUAAUGUCCAUCGGUCCAUUGGACUCCAUGCAUGUGUGCCGUAUUAUAACUGCAAGUGCGUUUUAGUUAUGCGCCUAUAUGCAAAACUCGUGGAAUUGGUGUUAGUGUUUGAUCAGUUUGUUACUAUGAUGUAAGGAGUUAUCAGACUACGAUCUAGUACUGUAUGGCUGUAAUAAUCAAGUAAUCAACUACCCCUUGAGGGACAAGUCCUAUUUGUAUUGUAUUACA